CGGGAAUACCGACUUCCUGAAUCCAAGUAUAUAUCUCCCCUUUCUACUCAUGUAGCUGCUCUCUCCAUCUCGAGAACUAGCAGCUCUCAGAUAUAUCUUCUUGCUUUGAAUUCGUGAGGUAGGAUACGAUGGUAGUCACCGAGCCUCCACGACGACGGAGACGAUGCGGGCCCAAGGUAAAAUCAGGCUGCCAGACGUGCAAGAUUCGACGUGUGAAAUGCGACGAAGCCAAACCAUCUUGCCAAAGAUGCACGAGUACCGGGCGAAAAUGCGACGGGUACGCUCAAGAUAUAUUGAUUGCUAGACCCCAAGAUGCCCAAGAUCGCGCCAUUAUACACAGGAUUUCUACAUCUAUGCCCGGAAAUAGGGAGGAGAGACGCGGGUUUAGUUACUUUCUGCAUAACACGACGGUCGAGUUAUCCGGAUAUUUCGAUACCUCGUUCUGGCAGCAAUUGUUAGUCCAGGCUUCGACAGCGGAGCCAGCGUUAAGGCAUGCUGUUAUUGGGAUUGGAUCUCUGCAUGAAGCUUUUACGAAUAGGCGGUUGGAUUACUCUCCGGAUAGUAUCGAGCGGGGAUUCGCGAUAAACCAGUAUACCAAGGCCAUUGGACAUCUAAGAAGGUCUCUGGCAACUGGCAAACAGGAGCCUUUGACAGCUUUGAUGUCGUGCAUACUUUUUGUGUGCUUUGACAGUAUAAGAGGCCAUUUCAAAUCAGCUAUGCUGCAUUUGCAAAGCGGUCUCAGAAUUCUUCGUGAUUUCAAAUCGAAGUUGGCGGGCGAUAGUAUAGCUAAUAGCCUUGGUCAUCUUUUAAUAAGACUCAGCAUCCAAGCCGUCUUAUACAUCGACACCAGGGAGGCUUCAGACCAGAAAGCAUUUGCCGCUGAGUUGAUGGAAGUCAACAUGCCGGAGACCCAUAUUCCCGAAUCGUUCGAGUCAUUAGAGGAAGCUCGAGACGGCAUGUGCCAAGCUGCUAAUGCCCUCUUCCAAAUGUUCUAUAUGUGCGAUGGAGAUCUGCCCUACGUUUACCAGCAUGAAGCCCUUCCUCUGUACGAAAAAAACACAUCCCGACUCGCCAAAUGGAACACAGCCUUCGAGACGCUGAUGCAGGCCAAGAGUCGAAGUUUCACCAGUAAGCAGAUCCGAGGAGCUGCAUUACUGAAGAUCCAACAUACCACCGCUACGAUCAUGGCAGAUGCAGCCUUGCCAGAUAUGAAUGAUUCCCGUUCCGUAGCCGAAAUUUCCAACACACCCGACAACUUCUUGAAAUACACCGGAGAUUUCCAGACGAUAGUGAACCUUUCGCGGUCCCUCAUUUUAGCCUCGGAAGCAGAUGCAAAGAGUGGGAAGUCAGCUCUUACCUUUUCCACGGAUUUGGGACUGAUAGCACCGUUAUAUUACGUUUGUAUUAAAUGUCCUGACCGUUCUAUCCGUACAGCAGCAAUAGAGCUGCUAAUGCGCGAUCCCCGGAGAGAAGGGAUGUGGGACAGCGUAGCUACGGAAAAGCUGAUCCGGGGGUUUUGGGAGAUCAAAGCAAAGCACCCGGCUCUGCAGAUAGGGAAUGAAACCACUCCAUCCAUUCCGUUCAAGGGGCUCGAUCUGGUAUUCAUGGAUGGCAUGAAGUGGGAAUGGAAAUGGAAACAGCCGGUGACGGAAAGUAGAGCGGACACCCCUGGUGAUCUCUGCUGGACUGAUGGCUCGUUCUUCCCCGCUGGAACAAACGUGUGGUAGGUAGGCACAUGAUACGGAAAGGAUCAUGAAACAUCCAUGUUGACGACCAGAACCGCCUCUUGAGUCUUUGGGACUACAUUCUCUAAGAUACGACGCUGGAUUUUGAAGGAGGACUAGAAGAACAAUUCAUUGAUUUAGAGCUACGUCUCUUUCUUUGGGAUAAAAGGGUAAACGAAGAUCAGUGGGCGUUCCGGCUCGUUGUAUGUAAGAGCAAUGGAAGAGGCAAGGGAACUCCUCUUCUUCUAUAACUUAAUAUAAUAUAAAAUAUCACUUGAGACC
Molecule: messenger RNA, 2006 nt
Organism: Amorphotheca resinae ATCC 22711
Lineage: Eukaryota; Fungi; Ascomycota; Leotiomycetes; Helotiales; Amorphothecaceae
Exons: 4
Coding region: 129-1727 (532 amino acids)
Biological process (GO): regulation of DNA-templated transcription
Molecular function (GO): DNA-binding transcription factor activity, RNA polymerase II-specific; zinc ion binding
Source: RefSeq, a predicted model, not a curated record